Messenger RNA from Capsicum annuum, 1691 nucleotides. Its product is annotated as type III polyketide synthase B. Gene Ontology annotation, biological process: polyketide biosynthetic process. NCBI's taxonomy places the organism in Eukaryota, Viridiplantae, Streptophyta, Magnoliopsida, Solanales, Solanaceae. The coding region runs from base 469 to 1638 and encodes 389 amino acids. The transcript is spliced from 3 exons. Gene Ontology annotation, molecular function: acyltransferase activity, transferring groups other than amino-acyl groups. The record is from RefSeq and is a predicted model, not a curated record.
UUUCUAAUUUUUAAUAUCCUGAUUUUAAUUUUCUUAAAAGAUGAUUCUCGACUUUAGUAUAACAAUAUGAAUAUUAAUGGCAUAGUAUUAUGGAUGACCGAUUAUGAGUAGGGCAAAAGUCCCAACUCAUAGAAGAGCCUAGGCUGUAACAUAUGUAAGGGAAUGGUGUCUCUUUGUUGUUGCUUAAGGUUGCAACUUCAACUUCUUACCAGAAUGCUACCAAACACGUAUCAAGACCAGCGUACUAAAUUGAGAUGGAACUUUUGGACUUGCCAAAAUCGUGAACAUCUUGUUCCUCAACUAAUCCCAUAAACUCCAUAAAUAACAAUAUUUGAGCCCCUCUACAGUUUGAUGAUAUAUCUAAAACCUUUGUUCAGCUUAAUUUAUCUAAACAUAAACUAUUUAGCAAUGUGUGUUAUAAAUAGAAAGUUGUGCACCUUCAAAGGGGGCAAGUAGUGAGUCGAGUACAUGGGGAGAUUGGAGAAGAUGGAAGGCAAGAAGGAAAUUAACUCCGGAAACGCUACCAUUCUUGCUCUGGGCAAAGCCUUCCCUCACCAGCUUGUCAUGCAAGAGUUUUUGGUUGAUGGCUAUUUCAAAAACACCAACUGCGAUGAUCCAGAACUCAAGCAAAGGCUCACUCGACUCUGCAAGACAACUACGGUAAAAACGAGGUACGUGGUAAUGUCAGAGGAGAUCUUAAAGAAGUAUCCUGAGCUAGCAGUGGAAGGCCUUCCAACAGUAAAGCAAAGAUUAGACAUAUGCAAUGCAGCAGUUACAGAAAUGGCAAUUGAAGCCUCAAAAUCUUGCAUCAACAAAUGGGGAAGGCCACUUUCAGACAUUACACACGUAGUCUACGUUUCCUCAAGUGAAGCUAGGCUCCCAGGAGGGGAUCUAUACUUAGCAAAAGGACUCGGUUUAAGCCCUGAUACUAAACGUGUCACGUUGUAUUUUGCUGGUUGUUCUGGAGGAGUUGCGGGCCUUCGUGUUGCUAAAGACAUUGCUGAGAAUAAUCCAGGGAGUAGAGUCUUGUUAGCCACUUCUGAGACAACUAUAAUUGGGUUCAAACCACCAAGUGUUGAUAGGCCAUAUGAUUUAGUUGGAGUGGCUCUUUUUGGUGAUGGUGCUGGAGCUAUGAUAAUCGGCUCCAACCCGAUUCGAGAUAUCGAAAGGCCUCUUUUUGAAUUGCAUACUGCUAUUCAGCAUUUCUUGCCUGACACAGAAAAGAUCAUUGAUGGCAGGCUUACUGAAGAGGGAAUUAGCUUCAAGCUAGAAAGAGAACUACCCCAGAUAAUUGAAGACAACAUUGAGGAUUUCUGUGACAAGUUAAUAAGUAAUUAUACUGGAAUAAAUGAUAGAGAAUACAACAAGCUAUUUUGGGCAGUUCAUCCAGGUGGUCCUGCUAUUUUAAACAGGCUAGAAAAGAAGCUGGAAUUGUCACCUGACAAAUUAAGUGCAAGUAGAAGAGCUUUGGCAGAUUAUGGAAAUGCAAGUAGCAAUACAAUUGUGUAUGUGCUAGAAUACAUGUUGGAGGAGAAAAGUGACAACAACAAACAAGAUUCUGAUUGGGGAUUGAUUCUUGCAUUUGGUCCUGGAAUCACAUUUGAGGGUAUUCUUACAAAGAAUCUGACCAGUUACUGACCCUUGAAAUUUUUUCCAUUAGUCAAUGAAAUAAACGAUAUGUUAAAAGAGUA